Molecule: messenger RNA, 2783 nt
Organism: Herpailurus yagouaroundi (jaguarundi)
Lineage: Eukaryota; Metazoa; Chordata; Mammalia; Carnivora; Felidae
Gene: SMUG1
Product: single-strand-selective monofunctional uracil-DNA glycosylase 1
Exons: 4
Coding region: 1016-1834 (272 amino acids)
Biological process (GO): base-excision repair
Molecular function (GO): oxidized pyrimidine nucleobase lesion DNA N-glycosylase activity; single-strand selective uracil DNA N-glycosylase activity
Source: RefSeq, a predicted model, not a curated record
GAGGUGGGAGGGAAUGGACUGUUAGGUGCAGCCAUGGGAUUAGGAUUGGUCAGGGAAGGUGUCCUGGACAGAGUAUUUGAGGGGAAGGAUUUGGAAGGAUGGGAGAUUAUAGGGCUGGGUAGACUGCACAGCAGAGGAGAGAGAGAAAUCAAAUGGGAAAGCCAUGGAAACACAGGCUUGGGCAGUAAUGGGAAAUGGAAGUGUCUCAAAGCCACUACUAAAGAGUUGUCAGCAAAAUAAAUAAAUAAAUAAGAAUAAAGUUGUUAGCAGAUUCCAGAAGUGCCUCCUUGGAUUUUCUAGAUACUGUCCUUUGAGGGCUGCAAAGAAGAGAUCUCUUAUCCCUUGGGCAGCAGGAGGACUAGAAAUGGCCUUUUUUCAUUUAAUACCCUCAGGUGAGCUUCGAGAUUGGGGUAUGGUUGAAGCUCCUUGAUUCGCAGUCCUGUUGGGAAAAGUCUUGUCGAUGAACUUUUGGAAGGGUGCUGCCCUUGAGGGCUAGCGGCCAGGACCUCUGAGAUCUUUAAUGAGCCUGGUCUCUCCUAAAGCCUUCUUGAUUUUGCUCUGAUGUAAGGAAUAAACUACAACCCCCAGAGUCACUUAGGGCUAACUUAGCACGCCUUCCGGGGAUUUGAGUAUUUCCGGCGGAAGUUGCCGCCGCUACGCCAAUCUCCUUCCCUAAGCAAAGUAGACUACAAUUCCCUCUGUCCUCCGCGCCCGGGGGCGGGGAAGGGAACCGGAAACCGGAUGGAGAGCUGAACCAGGCUGAGGUCAGAGAACAGAUUGAUGGAUCAAGCUGUUCAGUCAACCCCUGAGGUCCCUUCUGGGAGAAGAGGUUGAGAGGGAGAAGAACCCUGACCCCUGCCCUAUGGGAGGCCCAAACAGGUUGGAAACGUCCAGAGCCUGGCAAGCCCUCAGAAACAAGCAGAAUGCCAAGUGGACAGUUGAACCUUGAGUGAAAUCAGGCUGUAGAAAUGGAGAGUUGCUCGGGAAAGACUCCGAGGUAGAAGGUGGCAGUGACAUGGCUUUGCCCCAGGCUUAUCCACUGGGGCCCCUCCAUGAACCUGCGAGUGCCCUAAUGGAGCCCCAGCCUUGCCCUCAAAACUUGGCUGAAGGCUUCCUGGAGGAGGAGCUUCGGCUCAGCUCUGAACUGAGCCAGCUGCGGUUCUCAGAGCCCGUGGGCAUCAUCUACAAUCCUGUGGAGUAUGCGUGGGAGCCACACCAUAGCUAUGUGACCCGCUACUGCCAGGGCCCCAAGGAAGUGCUAUUCCUGGGCAUGAACCCAGGACCCUUUGGCAUGGCCCAGACUGGGGUGCCCUUUGGGGAAGUGAACGUAGUCCGGGACUGGUUGGGCAUCGGGGGGCAUGUGUUGACCCCUCCCCAAGAGCACCCUAAGCGACCAGUGCUGGGACUGGAGUGCCCUCAGUCAGAGGUGAGCGGUGCCCGGUUCUGGGGCCUUUUCCGGAAACUGUGUGGACAGCCUGAAGUCUUCUUCCGUCACUGUUUUGUCCACAAUCUGUGUCCUCUGCUCUUCCUGACCCCCAGUGGGCGCAACGUCACUCCCGCUGAGCUACCUGCCGAGCAGCGAGAACAGCUUCUUGGGGCCUGUGACGCGGCCCUCCGCCGGCAGGUGCAGCUGCUGGGGGUGCGGCUGGUGGUGGGAGUGGGGCGGCUGGCAGAGCAGCGGGCACGGCGGGCUCUGGCAGGCCUGAUGCCUGUGGUCCGGGUGGAGGGGCUCCUGCACCCCUCACCUCGUAGCCCUCAAGCCAACAGGGGCUGGGAGGCUGUGGCCAAGGAGAGACUGAAUGAGCUGGGGCUGCUGCCGCUGCUAAUGAAAUGAGUGCCUACGUGGCCCGGCACGGGACACGUUCAAGGUCCCCAAGUCAUUCUGGGGCAAGCCAUGUGCUUCCUGGACCGGAGCAACAGAGUCUUCCCGGGCUCCCUCCCUGGUUUCUGGGACCUGGCGUGGCAGUUUUGACACUACUCUGGCUUGCUGCUUCCUUCACCUUCCUUCCAGCACUGCCUCUGGUCAUGUGGUAACCAACUCCACAGAGACCUGCCAUCUGCAAACUGCUCUACCUCAGUGUUCCCUUGGGAGCCUCUGGUCAGCUGAGAGUGACUUCUGAGGUCGUGUUUGCUGUGUUAGAGAAAAGAUCCUGCCAGGAUCCCCACCCGUCCUCAUAGAACAGCUUCCUUCAAGCUGAGCCUUUUCCUCACAGGGACCAGGACAAAGCGAGAGGCAUGGAUGUUAAGAGGAAACUUCCCCACGGGAGACUGAGGCUGGGUCAGAGAAAGAAUUCAGUGUGGCAGAGUGGGGAAAGACCAGAAGACCCGGAUUUUCAUCUCGGCUUUGAGACUUUACGGCUUUGGGCAAAUCAGCGAACCUCUCCAAGCCUCAGGAUCCUCAUCUGUAAAACGAGGAUCCCUAACUCAUGCGGUUGGUGUGGGGAUUAAGUGAGGGAACACUUGAAAGUGGCUUGCGUAGUGCCAGGCAGGUGGGUGCUUGUUAAUCUCGCUUUCUUGCCUCUUGGGUGGGGCAUUGCUAUAUCACACUACAGCGGGAGCUCCCGCGCUCUGUAGACCUUCCUGGGUGAGGGGCAGAUUCUUGCCCUGCCAGAGAUGGACCAGUCACUUCAUGAAACCCCCAGCCUGUGAUUUUUAGUCUAAGCAUGAAAAGUUCCUAAACCCUUUUGUGUGGUCCUUUUUUUUUUUUUUUUCCUUCCUGCAUAUGAGUCCGAAGUGGUGGUUUAGAUUUUCCCUUCUCUUACCUCUUCACUGUUUGCAAAGGG